Molecule: messenger RNA, 6204 nt
Organism: Neoarius graeffei (lesser salmon catfish)
Lineage: Eukaryota; Metazoa; Chordata; Actinopteri; Siluriformes; Ariidae
Product: ankyrin repeat and SAM domain-containing protein 6-like
Exons: 16
Coding region: 130-2880 (916 amino acids)
Biological process (GO): innate immune response
Cellular component (GO): cytoplasm
Molecular function (GO): protein binding
Source: RefSeq, a predicted model, not a curated record
CUGGAGAAUGUGGUUUUUUUUUUGCUCCUGCGGUGAAUAACAUUAGUGUAUGCCGAUGAUGUCAUUAAUGCAUGCACAGAUUCGUAGAACAAGAAAAGAAAAAACUGCGGCUUUACUGAAAAUUCCGAAAUGAAUUUCGGCGUUCCAGCAAAUUCGCUCUUGUUGUUCCGGGCUUGUGAUGAGGGCGACUAUGAGAGUGCAAAGAGCAUUCUCGAGCCUGCUGGGACUGAUUCAGGGAGACAGUCCAAAACACGCGUGGAUUCUGUCUCGGAGUGCAGUGUGGACAUUGUGCGGGGAGGACUGCCACUCGUACCCGUGGAUUGUACCGACGAAGAAGGCAACACAGCAUUGCACUUCGCGGCUGCCAGUGGACACGAGCACUUAGUGAGAUUCUUACUGAGAAAAGGGGCGUCUGUGGAUAGCCGGAAUAAUUAUGGCUGGACACCGCUAAUGCAGGCAGCUAGGUUUGGCCAUUUGAAUGUGUCUCACAUCUUGCUUGAGAAUGGGGCAGAGAUCAAUGGCAGGAAUCGCAUGGGAGCUAGUGUACUCACUAUGGCUGCUCGUGGGGGCCAUACACAUGUUGCAAAACUCCUCCUUGAGCACGGAGCAUUUGUGGAUGACUUUGACCACCUUUCUGCUGCUGAAAGAAACGUUAAUGGGAACAACAGUAACCACGGUGAUAAUGGGAAGAACUUCUUGGAUAUCACGUCUUUAUUGGUUAGCGCUCAGCAGGGUCACGAGGCGAUGGUCAGACUGCUUUUGGAGUGGGGAGCCGACGUGAACUUUUCGCAGAAGACCACGGGUUGGAGUGCACUAAUGUUGGCCACAUUGAGCGGGAAGGCUAGUAUAGCUCAGCAGCUUGUAGAGAGGGGCGCUGAUCCUGAUCACCUUAAUGUACUGUCCAAAACGGCUUUUGAAGUGGCACUGCAUCUUAAGCAAAAGGAAGUGAAGAGUUAUCUGGAUUCCAUCACCACAGUUCGUCCACAACCAGAUGAUGAGAAGAAAAGGCCUGAUGUUUUCAAUGCUUUAAAGCUAGGAAAUGCUCAACUGGUGAAAGAGAUAUUAGAGGAGGAUCCAUCUCAGGUGAACAUGGCGAAUGCAGAUGGGGCAUCGCCCUUGAUGAUUGCAGCUGUGAGUGGACUAUUGGAAGUAGUGCAGCUUCUGGUCGAGAGGAAUGCAGAUAUAGACAAACAGGAUGGGGUCCAUGGCUGGACAGCUCUUAUGCAGGCAACAUAUCAUGGGAAUAAGGAUGUGGUGAAAUACCUGCUGAGUCAAGGAGCUGAUGUAAACCUAAGAGCCAAGAAUGGCUACACAGCCUUUGACCUAGUCAUGCUAUUAAAUGAUCCAGACACUGAAUUAGUGAGACUGUUGGCUGCUGUGUGUAUGAUGGUCGAUAAAGACAAGAAUAGGCACAGAGAGAAGAUCUCCACCAAGAAACACCUGUCUCCCAGUGUACUUGUACCACCAGAUGAUAAAGGAGGCCUAAAGUCCUGGUGGAACCGCAUGUCCAAUCGUUUUCGUAGACUGAAGCUAACACACACACUGAGGCAUGGGCUCCCUCCCAAUCGCUUAGCUCCAUUCCAUGAUAACCCAGGGGUUCUGCUGGAUGCUACCAUGAAGGCAGAGAACAGAAAAGACACGAGCAGCUCUGAACCAAGUGGAGCAAUGGUUUCUCCUGCUGGAGCACCUAUGGAUGACCUCACCAUCGCCUGGACUGAUAAGAGCAAAGACAGUGGUCUGGGCAGAAACAGCAGUGACAAAGAUGACUUUCUCAUUACCACAAUGCUGAGAAAUGGCGCACCACUGACUCGCUUACCCAAUGACAAACUUAAAGCCGUUAUCCCACCCUUUCUGCCUCCAUCCAACUUUGAGCCAUGGAACUCGGACCGCUCACGAGUUUUGAAAGAGGGAGGCAAGACAAGUGAGCAGUCUCGUCUGACUAUGCCUCAGAGACCAAGCAAAGCCAACUUCAACACCAGUGGAAACUCUGAUAUUACAUCCAUAAGUCGGGUAGUGAGCAGAUCCAUGAAGUUUCCCAGUAUCAGUAAGGUCCCAUCCUCCUCCCCCUCCAACUCUGGCAACUAUAACUCACCUCACUCAUCAGGAGGAUCCAACGGAGUAGGAGGAGUCAACCGUCAUACAUCAGACUUACAUAACCGUUCAGGUGGCAGUGCAUCUGACAACGUACUGUCUCAAAUUGCUGCCCAAAGGAAAAGGGCUGCAGGCCUGCUGGAUGUCAAAACACCAACCCAUGAAUCAUCAGCCUCUACGCCGCUGCCCACUGUGCCUGACAUUAACCUGCCCAGUAUUCAAAGCAACCCCACCACUAGCCUAGUGACAAGUGACUCCAGAUGGUAUAAUGUCAGCCUCCAAGCUCCACAGAAGGUUGAUCUAAAGAAGAGGCCUCAGUCUGGGAAUUCCUCCACAUCUAAGAGUACAUCCCCCACCCUGACUCCAUCGCCAUCCCCAACUCCAAAACCUCUCAGUGGUGAAACUUUAUCUUCUGCUUCCUCCCAGCCGUGUUCUAAAAGUAGUGGUGGAUCUAGUAGUGGCACCAUCACUGAUGAAGACGAGCUUUCAGGUAUACUAAGAAAACUUUCCCUGGAGAAAUAUCAGCCCAUCUUUGAAGAACAGGAGGUAGACAUGGAGGCCUUUUUGACUCUGACUGACAGAGAUCUGCAGGAGCUAGGGAUUAAAACAGAUGGGCCUAGACAACAGAUUCUGGCAGCCAUUUCUGAACUUAACGCUGGAAAGGGAAGAGAAAGACAGAUACUGCAAGAAACUAUCCACAAUUUCCAGUCCUCUUUUGGGAGUAGUGCAAGCAACCAGCAUCCUGCAGUUUGGGCAAGACAUCAGCUGCACACCCUUAAUAAAAGGUAACGCGUUUGGCCAGAUGAAGGGUGGGAGAAUAGUGCCUUCUCACAGUGCUAUUCCUGGAACUUCUAUUUAGUGCUCUAACUUUUUCAAGAAACUCUGAAGUUCAGUUGCUAACAAGCUACUGGAGGAUCUGUCCACCUCCAAGACAAAGAACAUCCUGGUUACAUCCAAGACGGAUUGUAUCAUCAUACCCAAAGCAGCUGAAAAGUCGCAAAGGACCUCACACAUUACUCUGCAUAAGCAGUCUCAUCUAGAAUAAUGCAUGCAAACACUGAGAUAGUGUUGCAAAGUUGGAUGGCAAAUAUGAACGGUCAUUAUAAGGAACAGUCCUAGAGCGUUUUAUGAUGUCUAGGUCAUUUCUUGUUUUUGUAUUUUUAUUAUCUGAUAUGUGUAUUUUUUGCCAUCCAAAUUCAUCUUCUACCAACGUUGGUUCUGUGUACAGUUAAGUUGAGGCAUGAUGACAAAUAAGGUAUCUCAGAUGACACGAUGUACACCGGUCAGCCAUAACAUUAAAACAACCUAUCUAAUAUUGUGUAGGUUCUUCUUGUGCCGCAAAACGGCUCUGAGCUUUCGAGGCAUGGACUCCAUAAGACCUCUGAAGGUGUGCUGUGGUAUCUGGCACCAAGACAUUAGCAGCAGAUCCUUUGUCCUAUGAGUUGUGAGGUAGGACCUCCAUAGAUUGGAUUUAUUUGUCCAGCACGUACCACAGAUGCUUGAUCAGAUUGAGAUCUGGGGAAUUUGGAGGCAAAGUCAAGACCUUGAAUUCUUUGUCAUGUUCCUCAAACCAUUCCCGAACAAGGCCACUGCCAUUAGGGAAUACUAUUGCUAUGAAGGGUAGUACUUGGUCUGAAAUAACGUUUAGGUGGGUGAUACAUGGCAAAGUAACACCAGCUCUGAUGCUCACUUGCCCAGUGUAGGUGCCUUCGGCAGUGGACAGGAGUCAGUAUGUGCACUCGGACAUGUUUGUGGCUACAUAGCCCCAUGUGCAGCAAGUCGUGAUGCACGAUGUAUUUUGACACCUUUCUAUCAGAGACAGUAUGAACUUUUUCCGCAAUUUGUGCUACACUCGCUCUUCUGUGUCAUCGGAGCAGACAGGGUAGCCUUUGCUCCCCAUGCACAUCAAGGAGCCUUGGACGUCCAUGACUGUGUUACUGAGUCACUAGUUGUCCUUUCUUGGAUCACUUUUGAUAGGUACUGUUGACUGCAUGCUGGGAACACCCCACAAGACCUGCCAUUUUGAAGAUGCUCUGACAGUCAUCUCGCCAUCACAAUUUGGCCCUUUUCAAAAUCGCUCAGAUUCUUACGCUUGUCCAUUUUUCCUGCUUCCAACACAGCAACUUUGAGGACUCAGUGUUUACUUGCUGUCUAAUAUAGCCCACCCCUUGACAAAUGCAGUUGUAAUGAGGUAACCAGUAUGAUGAUAUAGACACAAGUGUUUUAGUGGGAAAUAUGCCACUCGUAUUUUUCAUACAAGCUACAUCCAGGACAUUGAGUAACAUAUUUUUUAAUAUCUUCACUCAUGAGGAAAUGGAUGAGUUGUUUUGAUAAAUUUGGGUACUUUGUUUGUGAAUGUGUCUAUAUAAUAAAAAGAACAUCACACGUUGGCUUGAAGAUAUGAAGUUUAUCUUCUUGUGUUGAAAAACUCGCAUUUUUCGUAUGAAAUACGUCAUGGAUUGGAGUGAUGUAUUUCACUCCAAUGAUGUCACUCCUGGUGUUUUCCCGCUGGGAACCCCCCCCCCCCCCCUUUUUAAAUAUGUGUCGAUAUAAUAAAGAGGAGACUGUGUAAUAUCCUCUGUAUAUUCACUUCACCUGUCAGUGAUUUUAAUGUUGUGCCUGAUUGGUGUAUGCAUUUCAGAGCCCCUGCCAAAUCAAAAUUGAGUAUGAAUUAAUAUUACAGGCUUAACAGGGCAAUUUGCAGCACCUCAAAAACAAUUUUAGAGUAUUUAGAGUCAGUAAUGAUUUUUUUUAAUCAAAUAAAAACAUUUUUAUUUGAUUUUAAAAAAACAACUCUAAAGCACUGCAGCAUUUAACCCAUCUGAAGCAGUGAACACACACGUGAGCAAUGAGCACACACCCAGAGCAGUGGGCAGCUGUGACAAAUGAUACCAGAGACGGGUGUUAUUGGGUUAUUAUUGGAUAGGUUUUUUUUUUGUUUGUUUGUUUGUUUGUUUGUUUGUUGUUUUUAAUUAAAAACAAGUGUAUAUACAAACAAAUGAGAGAAAUGGUGUUACCAGUGGAGAACAUGCACAGGCAGUAACCUGAGUUAGGAGCCAACAUGACCUGCUGCGAUACUGUACUGCCUAACAUAGGCCAAGUUUACAUUAGACCGUAUCUGUCUCGUUUUCUUCGCGGAUGCACUGUCCGUUUACAUUAAAACGCCGGGAAACGGGAAUCCACCAGGGUCCACGUAUUCAAUCUAGAUCGUGUCUGGUCCGGUGCUGUGUAAACAUUGAGGAUACGCGGAUACGCUGUGCUGAGCUCUAGCUGGCGUCGUCAUUGGACAACGUCACUGUGACAUCCACCUUCCUGAUUCGCUGGCGUUGGUCAUGUGACGCGACUGCUGAAAAACGGCGCGGACUUCCGCCUUGUAUCACCUUUCAUUAAAGAGUAUAAAAGUAUGAAAAUACUGCAAAUACUGAUGCAAAUACUGCGCAUUGUGUAGUUAUGAUUGUCUUUAGGCUUGCCAUCCUUCCACUUGCAAGUGGUAAGUGAUAUGCACUGAGAUCACACACACAGCGGCUCAGUCCCGAAUCAUUGCUUGUGCACUUCACUCGCACGCUCUGUGAGCUGCGCAGGGCCGGAGUGCGCACCCUCCAGAGGGCACUCGCUGUUCAGGGCGGAGUGAUUUGGAGCGCAGGAUGCCUGCGGAGCCGAGCGUAUCCGUGUAUUGGUGUUGCUGUGUGCACGCGAAUCGUGUAUUGGUGUUGCUGUGUGCACACUAAUCGUUUUAAAAACGUUAAUCUGAUGAUCCGCUGAUACGGUCUAAUGUAAACUUGGCCAUAGACUAAUACACAUAUUGAGAAUUUUAGAACAGGCCCUGUUUUCAGCUGUAAGGAGAAUAAUGAAGCCUGGAAUUAGGAAAAUGAUGCUUCAUGUAUUGUAGAUGCAUGUAUUAAUAUGUACAAGCUGCAAGAUAAGAAUCCAUACUCUUUCGCAAAGCAGUAGUAUAACUGCCAACAGUCAAUCAUAUGGCUUCUAGAGUAAUCGCCAAAUACUGUUUGUGUUUUGUUAAAUCAUGGUUCUAUGAAAUGAUUUUAAUUUUAUGAUGUGAACUUUGUGUAUAAUUAGCCCAUGUAAAGUGCAAUAUGUACACUGCAUAAAAAGUUU